GUGCAGCCUACAUGUCCUACUCCGAGCAGCGCACGGAGGAAGUAGCAGACAAGCGCAUCGAGGGCAUGUGGAAGGCCUUCACUACACUGGUCGAGGCCACGGGCAACAAGGAGCAGGAGGUCUCGCAGGAGUACUUCUUCCUGUUUCUGGAGGAGAUCAGCAAGUCUCCGCGAUCUGUGGGCAUUUCUCCAAAGGAGGCCCAGAUCAUGUGGGAUGCCAUCGAUCGCGACAGAUCGGGGAGCAUCGAGCGGGAGGAGUUCAUCGGCGUGGUUGGCUUGAUCCAGUACGACUUCUGGACGACUAGGAAAGACUCCUUCGUCAAGGACUACUUCCCCAAACUGUGGAACAGUUCCAGGUAUCGGCAGUUCCGGGCCUUCGUGGACUCCGGGGAAGACUUGGAGCUCCAUGUGAUCACCCUUGAGAGGGUGAUGACUUUGAUCCUACUGGUGAAUCUGGUCCUCGUGGUCUUAGAAAGCUAUUACGACCUCAACAAGUGGGACGAGCCGCCAUGGAUGGACUCCCUAGAGCUGGCUUUCUCCUUUAUAUACUUAGGCGAAGUCGCCCAGAAGCUCGCCGUGUACUCCUUCGCAGAGUACUGGUCAAGCAUCUCGAACCAGUUCGAUUUCUUCACAACGAUGCUUCUGCUCUUCACGGCGAUUGCAGAAAGGCUUUUUGCCAGUGGCAUCGCGACUUAUGCCAACAUGCUGCGGCUUUUGAGGCUGCUCCGCGUGGUCAAGAACUUGAAGAACCUGGAGUCAGUGCAGUUCAUGACCGACACCGUCUCCAAGCUGGUGAUGGCAUCGAAGGACAUGAUCACUCUGCUGGGCGUGGUGGUGUUCUUCUUCUGCUGCGUGUCGGUUCAAGUCUUUGGUGGAGACCUUUACGAAAACAAUGCCCGCUUGGAGGGUACCGAGUACCUGGAGAAGCACAUGCUGGUGCUCAACUUCAACGAUGUGCCAUCUGCCUUCGGGGUCUGGUUCGUCAUGCUCCUCUGCGAAUACGAGCCGAACUUUCCAGAGGCCGUCUCCAGGACAUCCUCGAUUCCCUUCAGCUGGAUCAUGUUCCCGGUCUUCUACGUCUGUGGUGUCAGCAUCGUCUUCGAGCUGGUGAAGGCCUUCACCAUCGAAGUCUUCAUGUCUCUGAAGCAGCGGUGGAAUCAGCUGAAGCAGAAGAACGAGGGAAUGCACGGCAGUGCUACUGAAGACCUCGGCCUAGACAUGGAUGACUUCACCAAGGCUUUCGAGGAGAGGGGGGAAGUGCUGCACUACCGCGUGCAGGGACAUCCGUCGCAAAUGGCCAUGGUCAAAGAGGCUCAGGAGCGCAUGCUGCAAG
This is a messenger RNA of Symbiodinium sp. CCMP2456, 1332 nucleotides long. The record is from the annotation of a GenBank genome assembly. Lineage: Eukaryota; Dinophyceae; Suessiales; Symbiodiniaceae.